Nematostella vectensis (starlet sea anemone) is the source of this 1063-nucleotide messenger RNA. RefSeq names its product transmembrane protein 17B. The record is from RefSeq and is a predicted model, not a curated record. The transcript has 4 exons. Gene Ontology annotation, cellular component: ciliary transition zone. Gene Ontology annotation, biological process: non-motile cilium assembly. Lineage: Eukaryota; Metazoa; Cnidaria; Anthozoa; Actiniaria; Edwardsiidae. Bases 45 to 656 code for a protein of 203 amino acids.
AAGCAUCAUGGGAUUGGAAUUCCAGGUCAGGGAUAAUCGAAAAAAUGGCGGCGAACUUCGGGAAGACAUUACGAUCAGCUGUUACUUCGGUCACUGACACUGUAUUUCCUGGGUCUAGGGCUGCCAGAGAGUUCCCCAGGCAUCAUUUAAUCAAUGCCGGCAACGAGAUUGUAUCGGAUUUGCCUCUUCAAAUGGCUUUGUACUUUAAUGUCUACUUUUCGCCCUUUUGGUUUCUUACUGCUUUUGUCAUUUUGGCUGCUAAGUAUGACAAGCUCGACUUUUACUACAAAUUUGUGUUGAUUGCUAUCUACAUUGUCAUGGCGAUUGUGGAAAGUACUCGUCUUUACCUAGGUUACCUUGGGAACCUCCACGAAAAGGUUCCAGAGCUAGCUGGCUUUUGGCUUCUAACCCUUGUCCUUCAGUUCCCCCUCACGCUGGUUCUAUUACUAAAUGAGAGUAUGCUCAUAAUGCCGACUGAGCGAGCCAUGAACAUUCUUAUGACUAUCUUUGUUCUUGUGGAGAUCAUCCAGGGAUACAGAGUAAUAAAGGCACUUGCAGAUCACCAGGUCUCUAAGUUUCAUCUUCACCAGUUUGAUGAGGUCUCUGAAAUGCAAGAUAUCCAGGAACGUGGUCCAGAAGAAAUUGGAUUCAGAUGAUAAUAAACCAGUUAGAGUCGCCAAUAGCCACUUGUUCUAUGUUCAAAUUUCAUGCACUAUUUCACUUAAGCUACUGUAAGUUAUAGCAGGUGAAUACUAACUUGGCCUGGCUUGGAUGAAACCUUACUAAACAAGUCAAUUUCCUGACAAAGAAGCAGUAAACAUUCUUUGAACAACCUGAGGCAUUCAUAGAAAAUUAUUUGAUUGGUUAACAUUUGUAUUUUAAGGAGAGGGAAGAGGGGUAGGUCUUUUGUGAAAUCAUCUGCCUUUUAUCUUCCUCUUACACUUUCUACUGUCAAGCCAAAUUUUACUGAAUUGAACUGUAAAUAAACUUGUAAAUACUGUAAUAUAAAGGCCCACAAAAAUAUGGCAGUCAUUUUUGCCAAUAAAAAUUUGUACAAAGGGUA